This is a messenger RNA of Callorhinchus milii (elephant shark), 4684 nucleotides long. RefSeq names its product mitotic deacetylase associated SANT domain protein b (gene mideasb). NCBI's taxonomy places the organism in Eukaryota, Metazoa, Chordata, Chondrichthyes, Chimaeriformes, Callorhinchidae. Gene Ontology annotation, molecular function: transcription corepressor activity. Gene Ontology annotation, cellular component: histone deacetylase complex; transcription regulator complex. The record is from RefSeq and is a predicted model, not a curated record. Gene Ontology annotation, biological process: negative regulation of DNA-templated transcription; regulation of transcription by RNA polymerase II.
GUGUGUGUGUGUGUGAGUCAGAGAGUGACUGACUGAGUGAGGAAGUGGGACAGCUCCACAGGUUAAAGGCAGGAGGUUUCUUCUGCUGGAGCUGCUUCUGCAAGCCUUGAGAAUCCAAGCUCCUGCAAGGAACCCAGAUUGGAACAGCUACUCUCUGCACCUGUACCUACAAACCCCAACGAAACGCUGACCUUGCUCAACACUUGUCUUUGUCUCAGAGUGCAGUCAUUUGAUAUUGUGGGUGAAGAGAUCGUUCAGUGAUUCAUGCAGAUCAUAUACUUGAUGCAUAUUAUUUUUAGACUGGGAAUACUUAAGUUCUAUGCCAAUUAAAGGUAAAGAUAUUUUUGACGGGAACCCUGAAUAGGGGCCAUUCAGUCAGUGACAGAUCCCUUUAACAAUGAAUAUUCAGCCCCCGGGGAAGAACUCAGUAAAACGAAAAGGCAAACAGAUAUCAGCCUUUGGUGAGAGAGUUUCUCUUCAGCAGGAGCCCUUUCCCCAGACAAAGAAUGGACUGCUUUAUGCCACUGGCAGCAAUGUGCAGAUCUCAGAUGGUGGUUUGAAUCCACAUUCGGCAGAAUCUAAACCUCUGAACGGAUCAGACAGUGUGUUGAUGGAUUCAGAAAAAAAUGACAUAAAUAGACUUUCACAGAAAAGUGCAAAUCAAACCGUGCCAAUGAAAUGGACACAACCAGUUUCAAAUCGUCAUUCGUCCGAAAAGAGCAAUGUUAACUGGCAGCUAUCCAAUCAGGGCAGCUCAUGGACUCCGAGCACAAGUUUUGGUGCGAAGAAGGUAGCUAUGAGCAGUGUUGAUUCAAGUGCCCCAGGACCUUUCGUGCAGACUUAUGCCAAGCAAAGACCAUUAAGCCAGCUGCCGCAUGAAUCUUUUCAAAGGCACCCAGAUGCAGCUGUCAAUGUGUCGCAACUGGGUUUAUUUGGAGAUGCAAUAAAGCAGAUAACUGAGAAGGCUCAGCUAGCACAGAAGCAGGCUGUGACCAAGCAGCAAGUUGACUCGCUCAGUCUGGCACAGCAAAUACAAUACCAGCAGCACCCACACCAUCACCAACAGCAAAUCUUACAACAGCAACGCCAACACCAACAAACUCAACACCAACCAAUCCAGCAUCAUCAUCAACAAACCCAUGUCCAACUCCAACAACAACAAACCCUUGUCCAUCAUCAGCAACAAACCCAUCCCCAGCACCAUGAACAAACUCAACCCCAACACCAAAACCACCAACAAACUCAAAUCCAAUCCCAACAUCAACACUUUCAACAACAAACCCAACCCCAACAACAAACUCAACACCAACACCUUCAGCUAACUCAAUCCCAACACCAUCAACAAAUUCAAUCCCAGCACCAACAACAAAUUCAACUCCCAAACCACCAACAAACUCAAAUCCAACCCCAACAUCAACACCAUCAACAACAGACCCAACCCCAACAACAAACUCAACACCAUGAACAGCAAACGCAACACCAUCACCAGCAAAUCCAUCCACAGCAAAAUCAGCACCAAAAUCAACAUCAACUGCAGCUCCAACAUCAAGAGCAACAACAUAAUGAAGCUUUGCCUCACCACCCAUUCUAUCAGUUUCCGUACGAUCAACAGAGGCAAGACUUGCCCCCGAAUACGGUUAUGAAGUUGUUCCGUCAAAGUCAGCAGCCUCUUUAUAGCCAUCCAACACAAAAUAUGUCUCAACAGCAGAUAUUUCAAAAAUUCUUCCCUCACCAGCAACCUCCUCAGUCUCUUGGUCUUCAGCGGCUUCAAGCCAGCCGGAUGCCCGAUCCUUCCCAACCUCAGGUGCAGUCAAUAGCAAAUCAGUUCCAGCAAUUCGCUGACACUCAGGUCAGCCAAGGGCUACAGAAGGUGCUGGUUUGCCACAAACAGGAACCUCCUCCGAUUCAGGCGCCCUUAAAAUUUCAGGCACAAUUACCAAAUCGAGUGGGGCAGGCCUGUAAGAAGAAUGUGAAGACAUCGAAUAAUACAGAGAACAUUGGUAACCCUUCACUGCAGCAUUGGCCUCAGGCAUUUGGACCAGAGCUUCAGAAACUACUCAACGUGCCACUUGAGCAUCAUAGUACGCUCAGUCUUCGUCACAAACCAGAGGUGGAUUUACUUCAGACGAAGAACAAGCAGUGGCAAGGACAAGCAAAUCAAGUUAAGCACUUGAGUCAGAGAGAAAAUAACACGACUCAACCUGCACAAAAUGGUAGAAAGCAGCAGGGGACAACUACCCAGAAAGACAUCACAGGAGAGGAGGUGCAAGCGAACUGUAUUAUCCAGAGCACCCCAAAAACUCAAAUAAUUUCUAAUGAUUUAAAGGUACUUCAAGCAGGUCAAAGAGAAUCACCAGAUAAUUGGAACCGUUCGGUUAAGGGCAAACCCGCUCAAGAGAAGAGGAAAGUGAGGGCUGCUGGGAACUCAAAGGUCAUCCCACAGGUUGCUGACUCUACACCAUCCACAGAGUCACAAAAUGAAGGUAGCCUGAUGCCACUUAUAAUACCAGUAUCCGUGCCUGUCAAAAAGGAAAACUUAAGUACUACGAACAACAGAAAAGGUGAAUCCAAGGACUCAUCAGACAAAAUGGAAACAUCAGAACAAGGUCCGUCAUCAGCAACUCGCAAACGGAGGUCUAGUAGGGGAGCAGUGCCAGAGCCUUCAGCCCAGAACAAUGAUGGUCCCAGGAGGGACGAGAAUCUGUCGGCAAAGUUAAAACGAAGGCCACGGCCGGAGCCACUCUUCAUUCCGCCCAAACCUCUCAACCACGUCUCUGUCAUUACCUACCCGCCAGGAGCUAUCUACCAGAGCAACCUGAGGUCGCCGGUCCGAUUACUCGACCACCACCCCAUGGACAGGAACUUCCAGCCUCCACCCUACACCCCUCCCCCCAUCCUCAGCCCCAUGCGGGAGGGCUCGGGGCUCUACUUCAAUGCUUUCCUCUUCCAGCCGGUAACACCAAAGUCUACGACUAAAACCUACCUGUACCGAUCAAAGAGUGCUGAGACUCCUCCUGUUCUCUCCAACGUAAAUGAUGCAACACCGGCCUGCAUUGAACCGCAGAUUAACAUUGGUCCCCGAUUCCAGGCUGAAAUACCAAGGCUGCAGGACAGGUCCUUGGCAGCACUGGAUGACAACCACGCUGACCUUGUGUGGAAGCCAUGGGAGGAGCUCGGAAUCAAACACCUUACUCAGCAGACAGUAGACGAUCUGUUGAACCUGUCUUGCUCCAGUGUAUUGUCAGGAGGAGGUACAAACCAGGAGCUAGCCUUGCACUGUCUGCAUGAAUCCAAGGGCAAUGUUGUGGCAGCCCUGAACAUGCUGCUACUAAGAAGGACCCCACGAGCCAGAAGCCAGGUGAUGUCAAGUUAUCACUACGCUGGUUCAGACAAGUGGACGGUCACAGAGAAGAGGUUAUUCAACAGGGGCCUUGCGACGCACAAGAAAGAUUUCUUCCUGGUUCAGAAGCUGGUUAAAACGAAGACGGUGGCGCAAUGUGUGGAGUUUUACUAUACGUACAAAAAGCAGGUGAAAAUCAGCAGGAAUGGCAUGCUGGUGUUUGGGGACAGCGAGGUGUGCAGCAGGAGGAACGUGGAGGAGCAGGUUGAAGUGGACAGGAAGGAUUCUCUCCAUCGUAAAUGUCGAAUUCCACUCCCCCUUGACAUUGAGUGGGAAUCAGAGGAAGAGGAUGAGUCAGCCGAUGGGAAGCCAAUCCUGAUCCCUCUGAAGGUCACACAGGCAGGACGGGCAUCUGAAGUGGGUCAUGACGUUCGUGUGCGGAGGAACCAUGACCCCACGUACAGGAGCUCUUGCAGACAGAGGCAACCGGCUGCUGUGGCCAGACCCUUGCCUCCCACCGGAGACAAGCUCCAACCGGACGUCUUGGCCAAACGCGUCAAACAGGAUCAGGAAAACACCUUUCCUUGCAAGAAAUGUGGCAAGGUUUUCUCCAAGGUGAAGAGUCGCAGUGCUCACAUGAAAAGCCACAGUGUUCAAGAGAAGAAGCAGCGGGAGGCGGAGGAGCAGGAAGCCGAGAGCAGUGAACACACAAAGGACCAGGAGGAGUUAGAUGACCUUUAUUACUACUAUGACCCUGCGUAGCAGCAAUGGGCUUGCUGUUAGAAACGAACUUGGAAAGCCUGAUCUGCCCAGGUCAGAAACGGGUCAGUCACAGCCUGACUUUUGGGUGACGAUUCCAAUGGAGCAGAUCCCCUUAGAUUUCUUCUGUUGCCUCUUGAUCAGCCCAGUGACCAGUCACAUUGCAGCUUGGACAAUACAGGCUGCUGUGGGGAGUUUGACUCCACUCAUUGUCACAUCCACUGCACACGUGGCUGGUGAACAAAAGCACGAAGCCCUCACAUUUGACUGGACAGCACUCCUCCUGACCCCAGCCUCUGCCACCGCCUUGGUUUUGUGCAAUCCUCCUGACGUUCCUGAUGCACAUCCUGGAAUGUGUAACGUGGGUUCAGCUGCACAUUUUGCUGAGUGUAGAAUUCUGAGUCAUUCAUUGGUAAUGCUGACUUGGAAAAAAUACAUGUAUCCCACAAUACCGCACUAUAUACAUACAUAUAUAUAUAUUCUAUUUUUUCAUUACACUAUUUAGACUGAGUUGAAUUUUCACAUCUUAAAGCUGCAGUGUCACCAUUGAAUGUUGUACGUGAGUUUAAAAAUGCCUUCAUUGAC